AUGUCUGAAUUGGAAGGAGUAAUUCCUAACGAUGAAUCCCGACAAAGUUCGCCUGCACCAAGACAUAUAAUUCAUACCAGAGGUGCAUUGGCUGCAGGAGGAGGUGGACCAAGCAACAACCAUGCUACUCAGAACAACCAUGAUAAUUGCGAUGCUUGCGGGUACGGAGGUCGCUUAAUGUGCUGCGAUUCCUGCCCAAAAGCUUUUCAUUUUACAUGCCUCGUACCCCCCCUUGAUGUCGACAACCCACCGAAAGGAAAUUGGUAUUGUCGGGAAUGCAGUGCUGAAAAGGCUACUCCCGCAAUGCCUGCCCCAGGCCUCUUUCAGGAGUUAAUACAUAAAGCUCGAGGUUCGAACUCCAAAUCUUUCCUGUUGCCUGAUCACAUUCGUUGUGCAUUUGAAGAUGGUCCACACGGGGAAUAUGUCGACCUAAAUAAAUUCAAGUCUGAACAGCGGGACUGGCACUUGGAUUGUUUAGAUCCUCCAUUAACAACUCCAGUGCCAGCCUAUAAAAAGUGGAUGUGCCCCUGUCACGUUGAUCACGCAUUGCCACCGAUGCGAAGGUUGGUAUCAGAGAAUAAUUUAACAUCUGUUGACAAUACGGCCAUCGAGAAUAUUCCAGAUAAAAAGCUGGAGAUAGAUUGUGAUCCCGAAUUCUAUCUUAAUAACACCUUACAUCGAUUGCCCAAAAAUGGGAUCCGACUUGACUAUUUUGGACAAAUGCUCAAUGAGUUAUUUGGAAGUAAUUCCAAUAUAGUCGGCCAGCCCAUUGAAGCAUCGCAAGUAUCACGGGGCAAGAAAAGAGAACUUCCCAGUGAUGACAAAGAAGAGCAAACUGAUCCAAAUCCAAAUAAAAAGCCAUACCCAGAGCGUGUUAUAGGAAUUAAUGAAAAGAUCGAGAUGGAUGAAAAUAGCUACCAACAAAAUCCAUUACUUCUGUUAACAGAAGUUGCAUUGGCUGAAAAUUCAGAGGAGUCAGAGGAAUUGAUGUAG
This is a messenger RNA of Diversispora eburnea, 993 nucleotides long. The record is from the annotation of a GenBank genome assembly. NCBI's taxonomy places the organism in Eukaryota, Fungi, Glomeromycota, Glomeromycetes, Diversisporales, Diversisporaceae.